Molecule: messenger RNA, 3545 nt
Organism: Selaginella moellendorffii
Lineage: Eukaryota; Viridiplantae; Streptophyta; Lycopodiopsida; Selaginellales; Selaginellaceae
Product: probable leucine-rich repeat receptor-like protein kinase At5g63930
Exons: 2
Coding region: 442-3450 (1002 amino acids)
Biological process (GO): protein phosphorylation
Cellular component (GO): plasma membrane
Molecular function (GO): protein kinase activity; protein binding; ATP binding
Source: RefSeq, a predicted model, not a curated record
AUGUGAAGAAGAAAGGCACGCGGCAUGCGCUAGGAAAGCAAAGAGACAAGCAAGGCGGGAGGGACUAAUAGCAUAACAAAGAUGUGCCAUCUUACAUCUUAUCAGAUUGGAAAGAAUAAAAAAGAAAGAAAAAAACACGAGAGAAAAGUAGAAAAAAUCAAAGAAUCGGGCACGUACCACAACGAACCUUCUCAAGUCCACGCUUUCUCACACGACCCGCUCCUCACCAAACCAAUCGCGCUGCUAUCUUUUGCGGCCCCUCACAGUGAGGUUUGCGUUCCAACAAAUCAAUCCAAGGCGGCAAUCCAAGGCUGCGCAAACCAAACAAGUCAGUACUUGUGAUUGAUUGAUAGAGAGGUAGCCUUAAAUCACCUGGGUGGACAAAGAGCGGCGCUGGUGUUUGCGGCAGGAGCGAGCGAGCGAGCGAGCGAUGCAACUCUGAUGGGUCUUCUCCGGACGAGCAGGGAGCGCUGCAACUCGGUACUGAUUUGCUCCUUGGUCUCCCUCCUCCUCGUAGCUACUAGAUUCGUCGCAGCUCAGACCAGCGACGAUGGCUCCGUGCUUCUGGAGCUCCGCAGCAAUCUCACGGAUCCAUUGGGGAGCUUGAGAGGCUGGACUCGAUCGACGAGCUACUGCUCAUGGCAGGGGAUUCGCUGUCGAAACGGCACCGGCACGGUGACAGGGAUCUCUCUGUCAGGGAGAUCGUUGCAAGGUGUGAUAUCUCCGGCGAUCGGGAGGCUCCUGGGCCUCCAGGCUCUCGACUUGUCCAGGAACAGCAUCUCCGGUUUCAUCCCCAGCGAGGUCACCAGCUGCACACAACUCACGGAUAUCAAUCUCAGCCAAAACUCGUUGACUGGAACCAUACCUCAGCGCCUCGACUUGCUGCCGAACUUGACCAGCCUCCGGCUCUUCAUGAACAGGCUGCAAGGCUCCAUCCCGGCCUCGAUCGGUUCUCUCCGUCUCCUGACCAGGCUGAGAGUCGAUGACAACGAGCUGGAUGGUUUCAUCCCCAGCGAGAUCGGGAACUGCUCGUCGCUCACGUUCUUCCAAGUUUAUAACAACCGUCUUCGAGGUGGCGUCCCGGCUACGAUCGGCAGGCUCCAGCGGCUCACGCACUUGGCGCUGUACAACAACAGUCUGUCCGGGCCGCUUCCAAGGGAGCUCGGAGGCUGCAUUGCGCUCAAGAGGCUGACCAUCAACCGCAACUUGUUCCAGGGGCAGAUUCCAAGCGAGCUUGGCCGGCUCGUCAACUUGAACGAGUUCCAGGCGUCGAGUUGCAACUUCACCGGGAGCCUUCCGGUGGAGCUUGGCAGCCUCUUCAGCCUGUCCAGCCUCGACGUCUCGCGUAACAGGUUGUCGGGAGAAUUGCCGCUGGGCCUGGGAAGCACCUGGAGGCAAAUGCUGUCACUCAACUUGAGCUCCAACAACAUAACAGGAAGCGUACCGGAUUCGUUUGGGGCGAUGGUGACGCUGGACGCGCUGGAUUUGUCUCUCAACAGUUUCACAGGUGAGCUGCCGCUGCGGAUCGGUCUCCUUUCCAACUUGUCCGUGUUGAGUCUCUCGGGGAACCAGUUUCAAGGGCCUUUGCCACCUGCGCUGGGAAUGACAAGCGAUCUACGUGUGUUAAAUGCUUCCAAUAACAGGUUCUCCGGAGGCUUACCUCCGAGGCUGUGUAGCAGCGGGAAUCUAUCGCUGCUCGAUCUUUCGAAUAACAGGAUCGAAGGAACACUGCUCACAGUCGAGAACUGCUCGUCGCUGCAAACGUUGGUCGUCUCCAACAACUUCAUCUCCGGCAGCUUUCCACAGUUCCAGUCACUUCGGUUGGAGGUCCUCGAUCUUUCCAUGAACCAGAUGGGAGGCCAGUUAUCGCUGAGCAACGAGCUGGAACAUCUCAAGUCCCUUCUUCUCGGAAGUAAUCGCUUCUCGGGGCCGAUGCCGAACGACUUCUAUCGGCUACCUGUUCUAGAGGCUUUGAACGUGUCCAGGAACCUAUUCCAAGGAAGCCUUCCAACUCUGCUCAGCUUGACGGGACUCCACACGCUCGACUUGAGCCACAACAACAUCAGUGACACCAUUCCCGAUUAUUUCAGCACGUUUACGUCGUUGACAGUGUUGGAUAUCUCCAGCAACAGCUUUUCUGGACCGAUUCCUUCAUCCCUCGGAGAACUGAGAAGUCUUGAUCAGUUCAACUUCUCGAACAAUCAACUCAGUGGCGAGAUACCUCAGAUAACGCUCUUCACUGGCGCUUCUCCAAGUGUCUUCAUGAACAACUUGAACUUGUGUGGGCCUCCUCUGGCAAGUUGCGGCAGCCAACCUCCUGCUGGUACUUCUCCUGCCACACCUCGAUCCCGAAGAAGAAGGUCCGCUGGAAGGACAGUAGGCCUUGUCUUUCUCGUCCUUGGAGGAGUCUUCCUUGCGGCUACGGCAAUCUUUUUGUUGUGCGCCUAUAGAGCUCUGAAACGAAAGAAGUCCACCGUCAUGCAGGAGAACAAGUUCGCAGACAGAGUUCCUACGCUCUAUACAGAGAUUGAAAAGGCAACAGAGGGGUUCAGUGAUGGUAAUGUUAUUGGCACGGGGCCAUAUGGAUCAGUGUUCAGAGGCAUAUUUGCAUGGGAGAAGAUCCUAGCGGUGAAAGUAGGACGUACCGAGCAAGAUGCCGACGACACCAAGAACACGUACUACUACACUUCCGCCGCCAGGAAGCUCAACCGCAUCCGCCAUCCAAACGUUGUGAAGCUGGAGGACUUCCUCGUCUACAAAGGCGCAAAAAUCUUCCUCUACGAGUACAUGCCCAACAAGAGCCUUGCCGAGGCACUCCACAGGCCUUCGGGACCCAAGCUUCACUGGAACACCCGGUACAAAAUUGCCGUGGGGGCUGCUCAAGGCCUGUCAUAUUUGCACCAUCAGUACUCAAUCGUGCACUGCGACAUCAAGUCCAACAACGUACUUCUAGACUCGGCGUUUGGCGCUCGCAUUGCGGAUGUCGGACUAGCCAAGCUCAUCGGGGAUUCGAGAAACUUGUCCUGCUUGAACAGAUCCUUCGGCUACACAGCACCUGAAGCAGCGAAGGUGAGCCAGAAAGCAGACGUUUACAGCUUUGGAGUAGUCCUGCUAGAGCUCUUGACUGGGAAACGUCCGAUGAUGGAGGAUGGUACGAGCCUUGUCUCGUGGGUCAGGAACAGCAUUGCAGACGACCAGCCUUUGAGUGACAUCGUAGAUCCCAUCCUGAGGAACGUCAACGGGCCUUUCCAGGAAGAAAUCAGCAGCGUCUUCAAGAUAGCUCUGAUUAGCACGGAUCCGUCCCCAGCAAGACGGCCCUCGAUGAAAGACAUCGUCGAAGUCUUGUCUCGCAUCAGACGAGAGCCUGGAGCUGCCAAGUUGAGGAGCCUUCGGUCUUUUAUUCAUAGCCGUUCAUUUGUUUUGCUGAGUACGCGAGAUGAUGAUCAAUGAGUUUUGGCCUUGAUGUACAGAGCAGGCCCAUUCUUCACACACAAACAAGAGAACUCUUCUUUUCUGUAAUUAUAAAGUUGCAAACGUUUUAAAAA